This is a messenger RNA of Haemorhous mexicanus (house finch), 719 nucleotides long. It is a transcript of the gene RARRES2, whose product is annotated as retinoic acid receptor responder 2. Gene Ontology annotation, molecular function: signaling receptor binding. The transcript has 5 exons. Gene Ontology annotation, biological process: regulation of lipid catabolic process; inflammatory response. The record is from RefSeq and is a predicted model, not a curated record. The coding region runs from base 56 to 559 and encodes 167 amino acids. NCBI's taxonomy places the organism in Eukaryota, Metazoa, Chordata, Aves, Passeriformes, Fringillidae.
CUCAUGCCAGCCCGACGCCAGCGGCCCGCGGAUCCGUGAGGCCGCUCCCGGCGGGAUGAGGCUGCCGGUGUCGCUGUGGCUGCCGCUGGCCCUGGCGGUGGCCGCGGUGGCCGCGGUGGCCGCGGGGCAGUCCCCGCUGCAGCGGCGCGUGGUGCGCGAUGUGCUGGAGUAUUUCCACGGGCGCAGCAACGUGCACUUCCUCUUCAAGGAGCGGGAGCUGGACGGGGUCAUCGAGCGGGAGGACCCUUCGGGGACCUUCGUGCAGCUCCGCCUGGGCCUGGCACAGACCACGUGCCGGAAGCGAGCGCCGCAGCGGCACUGCCGGGUCCUGGAGAGCCGGAGGAAGCCAACCUGCCUGGCCUGCUACAAGUUCGACACCGGUGAGGUCCCCAAGGUGCUGGACAAGUACCACAACUGCGGCCCCAGCCACCACCUGGCGGCUAAGGAGAUCCGGCAGAGGGACGAAGCCGAGUGCCGGGCGGUGGAGGAGGCCGGCAGAGGGGGGGACACGCCCUACCUGCCCGGGAUGUUCGCCUUCUCCCGGGGGCUGCCAGCCUAGCCCCCUCCGUGUCCCCUUUCAGGCACCACGGCACCGAUGGACGCUGCCACGGCCUGCCCCGCUUGUCACCCCCCAGCCCCGUGUGACCAAGGAGGGUCCCGGACGUGUCCCCCCCCCCCCGCCUGUCCCCUCUCUGCAGUAAAGCCAGCGCUGGCUCCGC